This is a messenger RNA of Penicillium arizonense, 762 nucleotides long. It is a transcript of the gene vip1, whose product is annotated as putative actin cytoskeleton protein (VIP1). Bases 1 to 762 code for a protein of 253 amino acids. The record is from RefSeq and is a predicted model, not a curated record. Gene Ontology annotation, molecular function: RNA binding. Lineage: Eukaryota; Fungi; Ascomycota; Eurotiomycetes; Eurotiales; Aspergillaceae. The transcript is spliced from 3 exons.
AUGUCUGCUCCCGCUACCGUUCAUGUCUCGGGCAUCUCGCCCGCAACCUCCGAGAAGGAGGUUCGCGACUUCUUCAGCUUUUGUGGCAAGAUUGUCUCUCUUUCCAUCACUCCCGUUUCGUCUGAGGCCGAUGCCCCCAAGUCCGCUUCCGUGACUUUUGAGAAGGAGGCAGCCGCUAAGACCGCCCUCCUUCUGGACCAAACCCAACUGGGCACCUCCCCUGUGCACGUCGAAGCUGCCCACAACAUCGACGAGCUCGCCGGCCCCGACGCCACCACUGCCGACACCAAGGAAGACGAGAACCAUAUCGCACAGGAGGACAAGCCCCGCUCGCGCAUCAUCGCCGAGUACCUGGCCCACGGCUACGUAGUCAGCGACAACGCCAUCACCAAGGCCAUCGCCCUUGACCAGAAGCACGGCUUCUCCAACCGGUUCACCUCCGCCCUGAGCAACUUCGACAAGAAGUUCAACGCUACCGAGCGCGCCAAGGGUCUCGACGAGAGCUACCAGAUCACCAACAAGGCCACCACCGGCUGGCACGGUCUGAGCUCGUACUUCGAAAAGGCGCUCGAGCACCCCACCGGCCAGAAGCUGCGCGACUUUUAUGCUCGGACUGAUAAGCAGGUGCGGGAUAUCCACAACGAGGCUCGUCGCUUGGCCGACCUGAAGCAGGGUAAGAGUGGUGAGGCUGAGGGCUCCGCUGCUGCUGAGGGUGCUUCUGAGUCUAUUGCUGCUGUUCCUCCUCAGGAGCCUAAGGCUUAG